CUCGCAGCUUCCUACAUAACCUUGCAUUCGCUCUUACACCAUCCUCCCUUUCGAAAGCGACACUUCGUUUCAUCGAGCUCAUAUGUCCUCAUCCAGAGGAAUCAGGAAGGACCGCUCCGCAGCGUUCGGCAGCACGUCGUCAGAAGAAUCCCAACUCUGGCAGCAAGUCCGCUCUCAAAUGAAAGUCCUGGAGAAGGCGCAUAGCACGUAUCGUCAUCAGCAAGAAGAGUCAGAAAAGCGCAAGGCAGCCCUCGCGUCCACAGAUGAUUCAGCUGCGGACGCUGAGCGCCAAGCGUUAGCCUCGAUCCUGCUCAAGCUCAAGCAGUCUACGAGCGAGGAGCUCAAUGCGACAGAGGGGGCGAUUGAGAGUCUGGGCAUCCUCACUGCCUUGCGGUCGAGCAGCGAGAACGAGUCGGCGGAGAAUGGCGCUGCUGGCGGGGUCAAACGCAAGAAGAGGAGAGGCGAAGAGUUGAGCCCUUCACCUGUCACUGGGGGCCGGGGCUCUUCACCACAAAGCCGCUCCAACGACACCACCGCCGCGUCCUCGUCGUACGAGGCCACGCCAUCACGACGCGCUGCAGCAGGACCGGGCGUCGCCUCGUCCGGGACGCCCUCAUCGUCAGGCAGCGUCAAAACAGAACGACCUGCGGCGGCAGCACGCAGAAGCACAAUCUCCUCACGGGAUGGGACUGGCCCUUCAACGCACACCAGCGUCGAUCCAGCCCGUGCGCGUCGUGAAGCCCUCUUCUCACAACUCCCCCUCGCCAAAGGCCGAAAAGUCGCCUUCCACCAGCCCUCGAAAAGCUCGAAAUCCGCCGGUGGAUCCGCAGCGGCAGCCCUCGCUGCUCCUGAGGACGACUCAGACACUUGGAUCCUGGCCAUCAUUCUGGAGUGUAUCCAUAACGAUAAGAAUCGCUACGUGGUGCAGGAUGUGGAGAUCGAUGAUGUUACGCAUGUGGCGCCGACUUUCAAUACGACCUUGAAGGCACUGGUACCUCUGCCGGAGAGUGUGGCUACUCUACCUGAGCGAGACUACGCAGUGGGGACGGAGGUGAUGGCUCUCUACCCGGAUACGAGCUGUUUCUAUCGAGCUGUGGUUAAAGGUGGGGGACCGAGGUUGGAGAGCGUGGGGAGGAAGCAGAGGGAGAAGAGAGCGGCUGAUCUGCUCGAGGCCAAGUACCAGAUCGAGUUCGAGGACGACGGCGGCGAUAUCAAGUCGGUGGCCGCCUACCUGGUCGUAGAGCGGCCGUAAGCGCGACAGCGCCCCUACUUUGCAGCCUCAGCCACCCUCAAGGGGCAAAUCGAGUCAUUGCAACACUCCGAGCUCCUUCUCAACAUUGCCUCAGUCAAGUCACGAUACGAUAUACCCAGCAUACGGCCGCGCUAUGCCUUGCUCUGCCAUCGGCAGAACAUCUGCCACUCAUCCUCAUUCUACUUUAUAGCGAAUCACGUUCACCUCUGUACCGUCUUCUGCUCACACACAAUCGCAUCAAUACGCUGUAGAAGGAGCACAUUGAUUGAGAGAGAAG
Jaminaea rosea is the source of this 1529-nucleotide messenger RNA. RefSeq lists its product as hypothetical. The record is from RefSeq and is a predicted model, not a curated record. The transcript has 3 exons. The coding region runs from base 83 to 1252 and encodes 389 amino acids. Gene Ontology annotation, cellular component: SAGA complex. Lineage: Eukaryota; Fungi; Basidiomycota; Exobasidiomycetes; Microstromatales.